Malassezia restricta is the source of this 630-nucleotide messenger RNA. Its product is annotated as Rab family GTPase. The transcript has 4 exons. The record is from RefSeq and is a predicted model, not a curated record. The coding region runs from base 1 to 630 and encodes 209 amino acids. Gene Ontology annotation, cellular component: endosome. Gene Ontology annotation, molecular function: GTPase activity; GTP binding. Gene Ontology annotation, biological process: regulation of endocytosis. Lineage: Eukaryota; Fungi; Basidiomycota; Malasseziomycetes; Malasseziales; Malasseziaceae.
AUGCCUCCCGGACCAGCCUGGGACUAUAUCCUUAAAUUCAUCAUCAUUGGGGACGCGUCUGUCGGCAAAUCUUCCCUGCUUGUACGUUUCACAGAAGACCGUUUUUUGGUCGAGUCUGAUGCUACCAUCGGCAUCGAAUUUGGAUCGCAUAUCGUGACGCUUGAUUCCGGUGAACGACUCAAACUGCAGAUCUGGGACACAGCAGGCAGUGAACAGUUUCGGAGUAUCACACGCUCCUAUUAUAAGGGGGCUGCCGGGUGUUUAUUGGUGUACGAUGUGACCGAGCAUGAUACAUUUGAGCAUUUGCCCAGCUGGCUCGAAGACGUUCGCGAGCAAGCCGAAGAAAACGCCAGCAUUGCCUUGGUGGGAAAUAUGGCCGAUCGCCCUAGUACACAACGUACUGUAUCAGAAGAGGAAGGCAGAGCGUUUGCUCAACAGCAUAACUUGUUAUUUUUCGAGACAAGUGCUAAGACUGGCCAGAAUGUGGCUGAAGUAUUCGCAUCUAUCGCAAAAGAUAUCUUUGAACGAUACAAAAUGAACCCUCCAGAAUCGAGACAGACGGCUAGCCAUGUUGAGAGUGUCCAUCUUGACGCCUCGACUGCGCGAUUCGGAGCAUCAUGCUGCACGUAA